Messenger RNA from Styela clava, 1596 nucleotides. RefSeq lists its product as uncharacterized. The record is from RefSeq and is a predicted model, not a curated record. NCBI's taxonomy places the organism in Eukaryota, Metazoa, Chordata, Ascidiacea, Stolidobranchia, Styelidae.
UACAGCAGACCAGAGCCAUUAUAUAACUAGUCUUGAAGGCCGUAUACUGAUCUGUUGUUCACAGCGUCAUCUAGUGUUGGCGUGAGUAAAUCAUAACCGCGGCGUCGUCUGCUGUAGGCUAUAUUUUAGGCUGCUCGCUGUUAACGGUAUUCAAAGUUCGAAUGAAAAUAGAUUUAUCUGAGGAAGAAAUGCUUGAAUUUUUUGAUGAGCUUGAUGACGAGAUAGAAGGAAAAUGGUGCAUAACUGUAGUAGAAAUCGACUUCGGAAGUGUUGAUUGCAAGAAUACACUGCAGACUGCAUUGAAUGAUUUGAACAUCUUAUUAAAUCAGGAAUCAUCACUAUGGGCAGAUGUUAUAGCGUAUAUGAUGGAAAUUUCUAGGGAAGAAUCAGGAAGUAAAAUGACAGCUAAAUACAUUGAAAAAUUGCGAAGGCCAUAUUCGAACAAUUCUGAAAUGUCUCAUUUGGACAUAAAACGCAUAAUCAAAACUGCAGCACCGAAAAUUAUAAAAGAAGCUUUUCAAGUAUCCCAAGUACCUGAGCCAUUCAUGCAAACGUCAAUAUCCAAAGGCGACAAAAAGGUGAUUGAGUACCUAACUGGGGGAUUGCUAAAAUGGGAAAUAAAGCCUCUAGGUGGAGAAGGUGCUUUCUGGUGCCAAAACCAAGCUUCGAGGCGUGAUCCCAAACACGGGGUGAGAUCAACCAAGUUUUUGAGUAGGAUUGAAAUUGCCGAUGAUAUUGUGGAAGAAUAAACUCUAGCGAAAGCGCAAGAAAACAAAGAAGCUUUUUUUCUCUAUCUUGCCAACUUCGCGCAACUUGAAAUGUGAAAACAUGGCCUGAAAACAAUCACACAUUACCUGCAUCAAACUGCCUGAUUCGGCUGUCCAGCAGACGACAGGGGUGUAAAACGCACACCAACACCAGAUGUCGCCGUCAACAACUCGGUGUCAUGCAAAAAAGCGAGAGCUUCCAGACUAGUUAUAUAAUGGCUCUGGUCUCAUCGGCGCCGAUGCCAUUUCGGGUGAUUUUACCACCUCAAUGGAUUUUACGUCAUAGUAUAUAUUUACGAUUUGACAAGCUCUAUGACGUGAUUGUGAUGUCGUAGUGACAUUAUUUUUGGAUGGCGUAGUCCGAUAGGGGUUAGGAUUGGCAUGUCGAAAAAUUGUGACGCUACGCCCACUAGAAGUAUAUGUGGUACUGAACUAUAUCAGACCCCAAAAUUCUAAUAACUAACAAAGAACGAUAAAACAAAGAUGAGCAACACUUGAGCUCUGUACAGGUAUCUGCUACUGGCAAGACGACAUGCAUCAAACGCACAUAACUAGUUCUAACAAUUGAUGAUGUCUGCAGGUACCGUACGGCAGGGAUCCGCAAAUACGGGGUCGCGGCCCAAAUUUGGGUCGCGAAACCCUCCACUCUGGGUCGCACAACAAUUAGAUUUGCCAUAAAUAUAAGCAUCGUAUAUAAGCAGUGUAUCAUAUUUAUGUACUACAACUUUGUAUACUGUACCUCUAAUUAUAUUUAUGAAUGUUUAACAUUCUUAUUUACUGCCGUAUUAUUGGCCAAUCAUUUUAAUGGUUGUGAAUAUUACCUCGUUUU